AAAUCGACGGCGAUGUGCGGUUUGAUGUCACCCCGAUGGCAGUCUUAUGUUUCCGCAGCGUAUAUGAGUUUUGGUUCUAUUUUCUGUGCAUAUAUACUCAGUCAGAUCUCUGUUUCGAUCCGCGAACAUAGUUUUGUCUUUUUUUCACCAAUUUUUUCGAUUUAAAAUCUUUCUCGAUCAGCCACAGACUUUCCCCAUGAAAACCUUUUCCUCUUAGUGUAUGAACAACUAAGCAAUGAUCUAUUUGCUCCCUCGUUUUUCCUACUAUCAUUUCUGUUUUGUUAAAUUCUGUGAUAAAACAUAUUUUUCUGUAGGAGAAAUGUUAUGAUUCUUUCAUAUCGUUAAUUUGCAUGAUCAACCCAAUCAUUUUUUCUUUGUAUAGAACUGGAAUUUGAGGCUUAAGCUUCGAGUUCUAUAUAUGUAUAUUUGCCUCAGCAAUGGAGAAUCUCUGGGUUUCGUUUCAUUUCUUGUUUCCGGUAUUAAUUCUUGCUGUGCUUGCUCCAUUUUCUAUGGCUCAACUGAUUCCAAGCGAAACCCGAGUUCUUUUCCAAGUUCAAGAGCUCCUUGAAUACCCUGCAGCUCUUCAAGGAUGGACAAAUUGGACCAACUUCUGUUACCUCCCUCCCUCACCUUCUCUCAGGGUUGUCUGCUCAAACAAUCGCGCAACCGAAUUAACUAUUGUCGGAAACAAAAGCUCACCUUCUCACAGCCCAAUACUUGCUUCGGGGAAAUUCAAAGUUUCGCAGCAAACUUUAUCUGAAAGAUUCUCCAUUGAUUCUUUCUUCACUGUUCUAACGAAGCUUUCCAACUUGCAAGUGCUGUCACUUGUUUCCUUGGGACUGUGGGGUCCUUUACCAUCCAAGAUCAACCGCUUCAGGUCACUUGAAGUGCUAAAUGUUAGCUCCAACUUUAUUUAUGGACAGCUUCCUUCAUCAAUUGCUUCGUUGAAGAAUCUGAGAAGUCUUGUUUUGGCUGAUAAUUUGUUCAGUGGGAGUGUUCCAGAUGUUAAAAGUCUCGUAGUUCUUCAAGAACUGAAUUUGGGUGACAAUCAUCUGGGACCGGGAUUUCCCUCACUAAGCAACAGUCUCGUGAGUAUUAAACUGAGAAACAAUUCCUUCAGAUCUCAGAUUCCCUCAAAAGUCAGGAACUUUGCUCAGCUCCGGCAGUUUGACAUCUCUUCUAAUGAAUUUCUUGGACCAAUCCCAUCUUUUCUGUUCUCUCUGCCUUCGAUUCAGAAUCUUAGUUUGGCCAAAAAUCAACUAAGGGAGACUCUUCCUAUAAAUAUAUCGUGCAAUGAUGAGCUUAAGCUUGUAGACAUUUCACACAACCUGUUGACAGGCAAACUGCCAUCCUGCUUGGCAUCAAAGCCUUCAAACCUGACUGUACUCUACUCGUGGAACUGUUUGUCUAGCGGAAACUCAAAAUAUCAGCAUCCAUAUAGAUUUUGCCACAAAGAAGCAUUGGCCGUUAAGCCUCCAAUCAAAAGUAAGAAGCGGGCGUCCAGCAUCAAACUAGGCCUAAUACUCGCUAUCAUUGGAGGUGUCGUGGCCAUUGCUGGAAUUCUUGGACUGCUGAUCUUGGUCAUUGUCAGAAGGACAGGUGAGAGGAGAGAUAAAGAUAACAAAUUUGACAGAUCUGUAGUCGACAAAACGUCCAUUCGUAGCUCCCCAAGAUCAAACGUGGAUGCAAGGCGCUUGCCGCAGACAAUGAGGUUAGCAGCAGCACUCGGGCUCCCACCAUAUCGUGUUUUCACAUUGGAGGAGAUGGAAGAUUUGACAAAUAAUUUUGACCCAUCAAAUUUGAUUGGGGAAGGAUCUCAAGGACAGCUCUAUAAAGGUUGGCUAAGAGAUGGUUCGGUGGUCCUGGUGAAGUGCCUCAAAUUGAACCAAAAGCUCUUGACUCAAAGCUUGGCGCAGCACAUGGAAGUGUUAUCCCAGAUGAGACAUCGGCAUUUGGUCAGCAUCCUUGGACACUGCAUUGUCAGUUAUCAAGACCAUUCCAAUGCAGCUAGCUCUGUUUUUAUUGUUCUCGAAUACGUCCCAAAUGGAUCACUUGGGGAUUAUCUUAGUGACUGGAGAAAAAAGGAGAUGCUGAAAUGGCCACAGAGAAUGGCAAUUACCAUUGGCGUCGCGAGAGGUGUCCAGUUCUUGCACACAGGGACUGCACCUGGCGUGUUUGGUAAUAAUUUAAAGAUCGACAAUGUUUUGUUGGAUGACAGCCUCACCGCAAAAAUUAGUAACUAUAACUUCUUGCCAUUUAAGGUAGGUUCAGACAGCCCUCGCCCUGGACAAGACAAUCAUAUCAGCAGCACUGAGACGGCAGAAAAAGAAGAUAUUUAUCAGCUAGGUGUUAUCUUACUUGAGGUUAUAACCGGUAAACGGAUCACAUCAGCCAUUGAAGUGACUGACUUAAAGCAUCAGCUUGAGGAUGGCCUAACAGAAUCAGCAUCAAAAUUAAGGGCUGCAACCGAUCCCUCCAUUCAGGGAUCUUUCGCAUAUCAAUCAUUAAAGACCACGGUUGAAAUUACUCUCAACUGCCUGUGCAAGGAUUUGUGCAAGCGGCCUUCAAUAGAAGACGUUCUCUGGAAUUUGCAGUACUCAAUUCAAGUUCAAGAAGGAUGGACCAGUAGCGGAAACCUAAGCACACAGAUGUAGUGCUUUAGUUGAAGAUUAUUAUAAUGCUGUGGCUGUCGGCAUUUCAUGCUGCUACAAUUCAUUUAUCAUAAAAAUUAUUGUAAAUAGAACUUCCCUUGCCCUGCAUUUGUUACCAUAUUAUUUGCUACCAAUUUUCCUAUGGUUUGA
Carya illinoinensis is the source of this 2801-nucleotide messenger RNA. RefSeq names its product probable LRR receptor-like serine/threonine-protein kinase At1g14390. Gene Ontology annotation, biological process: protein phosphorylation. NCBI's taxonomy places the organism in Eukaryota, Viridiplantae, Streptophyta, Magnoliopsida, Fagales, Juglandaceae. Bases 438 to 2654 code for a protein of 738 amino acids. The record is from RefSeq and is a predicted model, not a curated record. Gene Ontology annotation, molecular function: protein kinase activity; protein binding; ATP binding. The transcript is spliced from 7 exons.